This is a messenger RNA of Lodderomyces theae, 1500 nucleotides long. RefSeq lists its product as uncharacterized. NCBI's taxonomy places the organism in Eukaryota, Fungi, Ascomycota, Pichiomycetes, Serinales, Debaryomycetaceae. Gene Ontology annotation, cellular component: SLIK (SAGA-like) complex; transcription factor TFIID complex; SAGA complex. Gene Ontology annotation, biological process: DNA-templated transcription initiation; RNA polymerase II preinitiation complex assembly. Gene Ontology annotation, molecular function: protein heterodimerization activity; TBP-class protein binding; DNA binding. Bases 1 to 1500 code for a protein of 499 amino acids. The record is from RefSeq and is a predicted model, not a curated record. The transcript has a single exon.
AUGGAGGGAUCAAACAGCCAUAAUAUUCCCAAGAAUUCAACUCCCACACCCGAGGCCGAGUUGAAUCCACAAAGGGUGAAAGUUUUGUUGAACAAGUUGCAUGAGGAAUUCAAUGCAAGCAAAAUUGAAACCGACCCAAUCAAGGUUAAAGAACAUUUGUCGAAAGUGGACAAGAUCAAGAGAGUGUUGAAGAUCUAUCAUGACCAGCAGAAACAGCGUCAGGCCAUUGAGCUGGGAAACAUUACGGCUGCAAGCCAGUCGCAAACACAGCAAAGCAAAGUUCUGCCUGGACAGGUAGUCAAUGCCCAACCGUCGUCGAAUCUAGCACCCAUUGCUGGCUCUCCUUCAACAUCUACGGCAGUACCUACUCAGCAACUACCCCCCACAAAUCAACAGCAAAUAACAAGUGAUAGUGCAGUGAGGAGUAGUCAGGCACCGCAAAUUCAAUCACCGGCACCUCAAAGACCAAGCUCAAGUUCUCCAGAUGCACAAAAGAUUACAAUUGAAAAGUACAAUCAAGUCAAGAGUGUUUUGAAAGAUUUGGCAGAAAAAGUACAAUCUUUGACAGCGGUAAAGGAAAAAGAGACUGAUCCUGCAAGGAUACAGGCUCUUGAACGAACAUUAACCGAAAGUCGUAUUCAGUUGCAGCAAUACCACAAAGGGGCAUUGUACAUGAGAAAAGUAUUGAUGGAUUCUGGAAGACUAACAGCGAAUUCCACUCCAGUACCGAGUCCACGUCCUCCAACUGCUACCUCGGCGGGGACGACGGCGAUGACUGCUGUGGCUGCGGACGGAUCUGCAUCAACUAGUCAGCCACAAGCGUCGGUAAAUGAGAGGACUAUAACCAACGUACCUACAAAUAUCACAACCCCUAGUCAGCAGCCGAUCCUGACAAAUCAAACGCCUCCGCCACCUGCGCCUGCCUUAACUACCGCUGCAGCAACCAACAAGAAAUUGCCUUCACCAGCGACAAACGAAACGAAACCAUCUACAUCGCCCUCAUCAACAAAACCACCCACAGUGUCAAAGCCAUCAACCACAACCAAGGCGUCAACAUCCACAAAGAAACCACAGGCUUCCACCAGCUCCACCACCGUGGCAAACACCACAUCCUCAGCAACUCUCGUCAACUCACUUAAAGAAUUUAGUAAUAACCUGCAGGCGGUCGCUCCAGUAAACAUCCCCGAUAACGGUGGCCGAGUCCUCACCAAGCGGAAAUUAAACGAACUAGUUACAAACCUAUCAGUGGAUCAAGGUGACACCAAGCCAACUAUUGAUAACGAUGUUGAGGAGUUAUUUUUGGACUUGGCUGAUGAAUUUGUGUCUAGUGUGAUGGGAUUUUCUUGUAACUUGGCCAAACAUCGUAAAUUGGACAAGGUUGAUAUGAGAGAUGUGCAGUUGAGUUUGGAGAGAAAUUGGGGGAUUAAAGUGCCGGGGUACAUGCCAGAUGAGAUAAAGCCAGCAAGAAGGUGGCCCAAGGGGACUGAGCAAAAGAAAUGA